Caenorhabditis briggsae is the source of this 1665-nucleotide messenger RNA. NCBI's taxonomy places the organism in Eukaryota, Metazoa, Nematoda, Chromadorea, Rhabditida, Rhabditidae. The transcript has 7 exons. Gene Ontology annotation, biological process: embryo development. The record is from RefSeq and is a predicted model, not a curated record. Bases 1 to 1665 code for a protein of 554 amino acids. Gene Ontology annotation, molecular function: protein binding.
AUGCCAGUCGCCUUCACCCGUUUUCCGGAUUUGGUUCAAAAAAAAAUUCUGGAUCUAAUGAAUUGCUACGAUUUAUUCAGCUUCAGUGAGACUUCAAAACGCUCCCGUUCAAUGUCACAACAAUCAGCCAAGCUUCAUGAAGGAAACAUGAAAAUUUUGUACGCCACUGGAAGAGAAACAUCACCCGAUUCGCCCUAUUUAGAUUUGACGUAUUUAAGUACAAGUCACUCUGUCCCCGAGUUGCCCAUCCGCUUGGAGUUCAAGGAUUCGAAAUUUGAGCACCUUGAAAAGUAUUUGAAUGUUCGUCAUUGCUCUCUAUUUGUCAACAUGUCCAUCAGUAUGGAUUUCUAUUGUCAUGCGCCUCUCGAAUCUGCUUUUCUUGCUCUUGAACAACUUACUCAACUUGACUAUUUGAUGGAAGAAUGUGUUAUCAAUUCUGUUUCAGAUAAUGAAUUGAUCGUCCGAACGUUGUUGUCACUCAAAAAAGCAAAGAACCUUAGGCUCAUGUGUCACCCAACUAACGAUUUCAAAGAAAGUUUUGAUUUCAAGACGCCAUUCACCGAAAGCUUGGAAAACGAGAAGCUCGAGAUUUAUUCUUCUAAAUGGGUCUCAGCUUGGCAUGUUAUAAAUGUUUUCAACAGAUGCCGUGAUGUCAGUCUUUCGGACUCAUAUUUCGAGGAGUCGGAGGUCAUCGAAAUUUUGAAAAGCUGGAAAAUUGGAUCAUCUAUCCAAUAUUUGAGAUUAGAAUUUGUUCGAGCUGGAUCAAACGAAGACUUUGAAGCAAAAAUGCUUGAGAUCAACGCUGAACCUGUUCCAGAGGCAGUCAAUGAGGAUCCCAACAUACAAAAUUUUUUCGCUUCCUCUUCCUGGUCACUCCAUCAAGACAACAGCGAUGUGGAAGUAUGGAUCACCAUUUCAAGUUAUCCUCAGAACAGAGAUCAUACUAAAAUGCCAAUCGACUUCAUCCGUUUUCCGGAACUGGUUCAAGAAAAAAUUUUAGACCUUCUGGAGUGCUACGAUUUAUACAAUUUCAGCGAGACUUCCAAAUGGUCUCGUUCACUUUCAAUAAGACCAGCCAAACGUCACAAAGGACAAAUGGAAGUGAAGUUCAGCAGGAAGAAGUAUUUGGAAUUGACCUAUUCAAGUUCGAGUCACCCUCAUGAAGACCUAAAAAUCAGCUUGGAACUCAAGGAUUCGAAGUUUGAAGACUUGGAAAAGUAUCUCAGCGUCCGGCAUUCUACUCUUUUCGCCAAUGUGACGAUCAGUCUUUUUUACUCCUGUUCGGCACCUUUCGAUUCGGCUUUUCUCACUUUGAAUCCACUGCUCAAACUUGCUCAACUCGGAUAUUCGAUGGAAAAAUGUUCUAUAACAAAAAUGCCAGUUGCCUUCAUCCGUUUCCCGGAUUUGGUUAAAAAAGAAAUUCUGGAUUUCAUGGAGUGCUACGAUUUGUAUCAAUAUUUUGAGCAGAUGCCGACUCUUGAAGGCUCAUAUUUCGAGGAGUCGGAAGUGAUUGCAACUUUGAAAAGCUGGAAAAUUGGAUCAUCUAUCCAAUAUUUGAGAUUAGAAUUUGUUCGAGCUGGAUCAAACGAAGACUUUAAAGCAAAAAUGCUUGAGAUCAAUGCUGACCCUGUUCCAGAGGCAGUUAAUGGGAAUCCGAACCUGUAA